GCCUGCGUACAAAGGCCUAAACAGUAGUGCCCUGUUUCCUGGAACUGGGGCAGGCAGGCCUGUAGCUGGUUUGCACAUUAAUUGCCAGCCAUCCUCAGGCUAUCCAGGAAGAACUUGCAGUCUAAGUCUUGCAUUGUCUAUACAAUAACACGAACGCAGCUUUGUGCUGACUGAGAAGUGACAUUUUAUCUAGUACAGUACUCUGACUUCUGAUACUAAUGGCCUUAAAUAAAAUGGAAGACUUUAAAUUUGAUGGAAAAGAGCGCCUACCUGUCAACUAUGUGAAGGGGAUUAUGCAACCCGUACCUACCUGUAACAUCUGGGACCAGAUCUGGAACUUCCAAGCCAAGUCUGAUGAUCUGCUUAUUGCCACGUAUCCUAAAGCAGGAACAACAUGGACUCAGGAAAUAGUGGACUUAAUACAAAAUGAAGGUGAUGUUGACAAAAGUCAAAGAGCACCUACUUAUAUACGAAUUCCUUUCAUUGAAUGGAUAGUCCCAUCCAUAAGAUCUGGUUUGGAACAAGCUGAGCAAAUGCCUUCACCACGGACCCUGAAAACACAUCUUCCCAUCCAAAUGCUGCCACCAUCCUUCCUAGAGAAAAACUGUAAGAUAAUCUAUGUAGCAAGAAAUCCAAAGGACAAUAUGGUGUCUUAUUACCAUUUCCAAAAAAUGAAUAAAGCUCUUCCUGAUCCAGGAACCUGGGAAGAGUAUUUUGAGACUUUUCUGGCUGGGAAAGUGUGCUGGGGAUCUUGGCAUGACCACGUGAAAGGAUGGUGGAAAGCCAAAGAUCAAUACCGCAUUCUUUACCUCUUCUAUGAGGACUUAAAGAAGAAUCCAAAGCAUGAAAUUCAGAAGCUGGCAGAAUUUAUUGGAAAAAACCUAGAUUAUGAAGUUCUAGAUAAGAUUCUCCAUCACUCUUCAUUUGAUGUUAUGAAACAGAAUCCAAUGGCAAACUAUACAACGAUUCCUACUGAAAUCAUGAACCACUCUAUUUCUCCAUUCAUGAGAAAAGGGACAGUUGGAGACUGGAAAAAUCACUUUACUGUGGCUCAGAAUGAGAGAUUUGAUGAAGACUACAAGAAGAAAAUGGCUGAUACCAGUCUAACUUUCCACUUUCAAUUCUCAUAAAAAAGAAAACAACCAAAAAAUUUUUUAGUUUAUUACCUAAUUUAUUGGGUAAUAAACAAUAUAAUUUUAUUGCUCAGACCACAUGAUACUGGGAAAGGUUCUCAGACUAUUUGUUCAUUGUGCUUGUUUUUGUUCAUUCUAUAAAUGUGGGGAUAAAGCUGGCAGAGAUUAGGGACAAGGUGGACAGCGGCAGCAGGAUGGCAGUAUGGAAGGAAGGAAGUUCAAUCAUUACUAGUUAUAAUCAUGGCAUCAUUGCUAAUUAUCAUUAUGUUUAAGUUUUCUAUAGAUCAUGUAUUAGUUGACAUUAAAAAUUCUUCAUAUAGCUUUGAAAAAAUAAAAAGAAUGAUGAUUAUGUCAAAAAAAUUCUUCAUUCCUUAUAUAAGAAAAUACUAAAAUCUUCAGAGUAAGUGUUCUUCCAGGCUAAUUUCUCAAGGCAGCACUAAAAUAUGUAGAUAGUGACUAUUUCUCCCAGAAAGUUAUUGGUAGCCAAGCAACCAUUAUGUAAAUGUUUCCCCAUAAAACUUUUCAGUUCACUUCUGUGUUCGCUCUAUAAUACAUCUAUCCCUAUCAGUUACCACAUCCGAUAUACUUAACUCUCUCUGGCACCUCAGCCAGUGCUGUCAUUCAGUCUUGGAGUCAUAUCAUAACUCCUCCUUCCAGUGAAUCCACAAUCAUAUGCUAAUCCACUAACAAGAGUUGUCAGUUUUUCCUGUGAAGUCUCAUUUCUAUAGCCACCUUUCUGGUUCAGAAACCUUUUACCUCUUGCCCAUACUAGUGUAAGCUUCCUAACUCAUUUCUCUCUUCCUCACAGAUCUAUUGUAAUGCCCAGAACUCGGGCGACCCCCAAAAAUGAACCACCAGAGUCCAGAGUCAAAGCCAAACAGCAAGGGUCAUUUAUUGCAGGUUCGGACCUGGGUCCUCUGCGCACUCCAAGCUGGUGGAGCGGGGAGAGCCAGAGAGCCCCGUGCAGGUGGCUCACGUCCUUUUUAUAGGCCGGCCCAAACAAGUCGGGGGCGUUCCAUUGUUACAGCGCUUACAUUGGCCAAUAUCUAAGUUCAGACAUUCUGCUUUCCCUGAUUGGAUCCUGCCACAAUUUGAACAUCCAGUACUCCCCGCCCCAAUGUUGAGCCACAUGGCUGACCCCACCCUACACACAGCGCCCCAAGUGUAUGUACAGAAGCAGAAUAAGCGGAGCAGGUUAAGUUUCAUUUUUCCUGGGACUCAUACUGUUACCGAAAUAGCACAGACCAGUUAAGUUUCGGUUUGCCUAGGUCUAAUUUUUAAGUUCCUCGCAACUCUUCGGUUCCUCACUAUUAGGAUUACUUUCCUAAAAUAGGAUUUUGAUUGUAUUUUUCUUUGGCUCUAAAUACUUCCAUGAUGCUGAAUUUUCAGUGCCUGACAGAUAAAUCCCAUGCUUUUUAAUCAUCAUUCAAAGGCAGCUAUUAACAUAUGAUAUGGUUGAUCUCAUCUUCCAAACCACCUCCUUACUUCAGCAAAUCAGCCUACUCACUGAGCCCUGAUUAUCUCUUGCAGGUUCCUCCCUACUAGAUUUAUUUUCACCAUGGCUCUAUCUGAAAAUUCCUUUUCUUUCUUUCUACCUAUCCAAAACAUAUAACAUGCUGAAUAACCAGUGCAAGUGGAUCAUUCCUCCUGCAAAUAUUGAAACUGAAGAGAUUAUUUGUUCUUCUGAAGUUCUCUACACUUAGUAUAAUUCUUUUGUGAUUAAGAUUAAAGUAUAUUACAUCUCUUAUAUGUA
Suricata suricatta (meerkat) is the source of this 2886-nucleotide messenger RNA. RefSeq names its product sulfotransferase family 1C member 4 (gene SULT1C4). The transcript is spliced from 7 exons. The record is from RefSeq and is a predicted model, not a curated record. The coding region runs from base 219 to 1130 and encodes 303 amino acids. Gene Ontology annotation, cellular component: cytoplasm. Gene Ontology annotation, biological process: sulfation. Gene Ontology annotation, molecular function: sulfotransferase activity. Lineage: Eukaryota; Metazoa; Chordata; Mammalia; Carnivora; Herpestidae.